AUGAACGAAGCCUUGCCGGGUAAAUCCCCGCAGGCCGCUCGUCCCCUGUGUUCACCGGUCAAGCUUCCAGAUGACUUUAAUAGCUCAUCCUAUUACGGGCUUGAUCUCUUGUUUGGAGCUUCUGCAGCAUCGGAGGGCGGGCGUGAGCGAUCUGAUGCUGAAGCCCCAUCUGAGCUAGAGACCUGCAGAGCUGCAGUCUCCCCUUACGUGGAGCCCACCUCAGAAUCCUCCCUAUGUAGUACUCCCUCUAGUUUCCAGUCUCUCUCAGCACCUCCUGAAUCUACAGACGGAAAUGAUGAUCCCUUCAGUUCUCUCAUAUCUUUUGAUGGUCUGAGAGAAUCUGUACAGCAGCUUAAAGACAAACUGGAGGAUUUCUGCAAAGAGGAGCUCAAGAAGAUCUCAGACAGAGUCACAUUCACCAACAAUUAUCCCAGGACCAGGAACGGCUUCCUACAAUAUUCCCAUCAGCUCACUCUGGAUCUGAACACGGCACAUAAAGACCUCCGUCUGUCUGAGAACAACAGAGUGAUUACUUACACUGGCACAGUCCAGUCAUAUCCUGAUCAUCCAGACAGAUUUAAUGUGUUUGCUCAAGUGUUGUGUAGAGAGAGUGUGUGUGGACGCUGUUACUGGGAGCUGGAAUGGAGUGGAGAUUAUGGUGUGCGAAUAUCAGUGUCAUAUAAGAGCAUCAGCAGGAAGGGAUCGAGUAAUGAGUGUGGGUUUGGCUGCAAUGAUCAGUCCUGGAGUUUGAUCUGCUCUCCUGACAAUUGCUCAUUCACACACAAUAACAUAAAGUCUGUUCUCCCUGUGAAGUCCAUCAGCAGUAGAAUAGGAGUGUAUGUGGAUCACAGUGCAGGAACUCUGUCCUUCUACAGCGUCUCUGACACAAUGAGCCUCAUCCACACAGUCCAGACCACAUUCACUCAGCCGCUCUAUCCUGGGUUUUGUGUUAAUUAUAAAUCAUCUGUGAAACUGUGUUGAUGAAUCAGAAUAGACUGAUGAGAG
Molecule: messenger RNA, 1005 nt
Organism: Labeo rohita (rohu)
Lineage: Eukaryota; Metazoa; Chordata; Actinopteri; Cypriniformes; Cyprinidae
Product: tripartite motif-containing protein 16-like
Exons: 5
Coding region: 1-981 (326 amino acids)
Molecular function (GO): protein binding
Source: RefSeq, a predicted model, not a curated record